AUGAGACGAGAAUACGAAUUCAGCGUUUACCGGGGGACCUUCAUCCAGCUUGGUCGGCUGCCCCAGUCAGACCUGGUUCCAUCACCAGCCAAACCAGAGCUGCAGCGCACUCAGGGUAUCCUAUGGGUGUCCGCCGAGAGCGGUAGAAUCAAGGGAUAUGAUUGGAAAAUCCACGAUGAUGAAGCAUUUACUGGGUUCAUGAGCAAAAAUGGCUGGGUUGAUGUUGAUGGAAAGACGAAUGGCAACCUAGGCGGCGCGACCAAGGUGAAGAUUGUCGAGGCACGCGAAGAUAAGAACGAAUUCUUCUUCCCUGGAUUUAUUGAUACUCACAUCCAUGCGCCUCAAUACCCAAAUGCAGGCCUGUUCGGGUCUUCAACUCUGCUGGACUGGCUAGAGACCUAUACAUUUCCAGUGGAAUCAGGUUUUGGCACACAAUCAACCGUCAAAGGCCAAAGCCAGGCACAGAAGCCAGAAGAAGCACCGGAAAAGGCACUACACAUCUACGACCAGGUCGUUUCACGCACGCUCGCUCACGGCACAACCUGCGCUUCAUAUUUCGCGACAAUCCACGUUCCAGCAACUAAUGCCCUGGCAGCAAUUUGCCAAACACGAGGCCAGCGAGCCUUCAUCGGCCGAGUGUGCAUGGAUGAGCCAGCCUUCUGCCCUGAGUACUACAAAGAUCUUUCCGCCGAGGAUUCUCUAUCCGCGACAAAGGAUACAAUUCACUAUAUUCACACUCUGGACCCAAAGGGCACUCUAGUAAAACCCAUCGUCACGCCUCGUUUCGCACCAACAUGCUCUCGGCCUUCUCUCACUGCGCUCGGUCAAUUGGCAGCUAGCUACAACCCUCCACUGCACAUCCAGACACACAUCGCAGAGAACAAGAACGAAGUGGCACUGGUGAAAGACCUCUUCCCCGAAGCGGAGAGCUACGCUGCAGUUUACGAUCAGCACAAUCUGCUGACACCACGAACCAUCCUCGCGCACGCGGUCCACCUUUCAAAGGAAGAGCGAACACUCGUCAAAGCGCGCGAUGCGAAGAUCUCCCACUGUCCUGCCUCGAACUCAGCCCUCGGCUCUGGAAUUGCCCCAGUGCGAGACUAUCUGAACGAGGGCAUCACCGUUGGUUUGGGAACGGACGUCAGCGGUGGCUACAGUCCUUCCAUCCUCGAAGCUGCUAGACAAGCUUGCCUUUCAUCGCGACUACUCGGCCACACGAAAGACUUUGUCGAUUAUCAUUCCCAUGACGGCUGUGAGAGCAAAUCUGUCGGAUUGGAAAAGCUCUCCGUUGCCGAGAGUUUGUACUUGGCUACCCGUGGCGGAGCCGCUGUCGUCAAUAUGGAAGACGAUAUCGGUGGUUUUGAGAUCGGGAUGAUCAUGGAUGCGCAGUUGAUCCAGUUAGGCUCUGUGAGGAUGAAUGGCGUAUCUCCGCUAUCCGCUACUGCAAAUAUGAAUGGGGGACCUUGUACCAGUCUGAUUCAGUCGGGACCUGUUGGUAAUGUGGAUAUAUUUGGAACGGAGUCUUGGGAGGAGAAGAUUCAGAAGUGGGUUUGGAGUGGAGAUGAUCGGAAUGUUAAGGCUGUUUGGGUUGGGGGCAGGAUGGUUCAUUGGAGAGUUUAG
Molecule: messenger RNA, 1620 nt
Organism: Penicillium manginii
Lineage: Eukaryota; Fungi; Ascomycota; Eurotiomycetes; Eurotiales; Aspergillaceae
Exons: 2
Coding region: 1-1620 (539 amino acids)
Biological process (GO): guanine metabolic process
Cellular component (GO): cytosol
Molecular function (GO): zinc ion binding; guanine deaminase activity
Source: RefSeq, a predicted model, not a curated record